This is a messenger RNA of Trichoplusia ni (cabbage looper), 2630 nucleotides long. RefSeq names its product G protein-activated inward rectifier potassium channel 3-like. Gene Ontology annotation, biological process: potassium ion import across plasma membrane; regulation of monoatomic ion transmembrane transport. NCBI's taxonomy places the organism in Eukaryota, Metazoa, Arthropoda, Insecta, Lepidoptera, Noctuidae. Gene Ontology annotation, cellular component: plasma membrane. Gene Ontology annotation, molecular function: inward rectifier potassium channel activity. Bases 539 to 2293 code for a protein of 584 amino acids. The record is from RefSeq and is a predicted model, not a curated record. The transcript has 9 exons.
CUUCUAGUGAAACAAGUGGACAAACGUAAAAUAAAACAAUAUAUUAGUGAUAUAGAACUAAAAAGUGAUUUAAAUGAAGCUUUGUUAGGUCAAGGUGAGGUAGAAGAAGUUUUAAAAGUAAAAAGAAAGGUGUAGAUGAAGAUAAUACUAGUGAUAAUUAAUACGCAAUUAGAGAAUUGAUUCUGCGUGCUUUAUAGAAAAGGAAAGUGUGUUGAUAUUAUUAAAAGUUACGACAGCAAAAUUAUUUAUGACCUAAUGCUUGCUGCAACCAGGCAGGUGAUCAGAAAUCCUAAAGCCUGACAAACUUAGAUUGUUGUGAUCAAAUAUAAUAAAACGUAAUGUGAUUAAAGCAACAUGACAUUCGGAAAAGCCAACAUGGUCGCUCCCACCUAUUUCAAAUAGAUCCUUGUUAACAUCAGCUUGUACUUGACCUACUGUAUCAGCAAAGAUUGCUUACUCCCGACCUUGGGAAUCAAACAAGUUACUUAGGUGAGAUAAAAUAAAAAUCUUCUAAAGCAAAGAUUUUUGUCUUACAAAAAUGAAUUACGAACCAGAAGUACCUCGCCGAGGCAGUAGAAACCGAGCUCUCGAACGCUCACUCAGCUAUUCCGAAGCCAUUGGCAACUGCUCAGGAAGAUCCUCAAUAGAAAUCCCAACAAUAGGAAACAAUGAGGUUUACCUCAACGAAGAACUGAAGAAGCAAUACAGGAUAUCACAAACGUAUGUUGAAGGAAAAGAAAUCGCUUUCCCAAAUGUAGUGACUAACGUGGAUACGAACAACUUUCUAAGAGUUCCAAUCGAUGAAAGCUCUCAAGAAUCUUCUCACUAUUCCAGUGAGGAUGAACAUACGGAUAAUGGUUUGAUCAUGACUAUUGAUGUCGAAGAUACAACCAAGAGUUCUGAUGUAACUAAAAAUAUUUCUGAUGAUACGACAGUGCCUAUAGCUAGCUCCAGUAUUGAAACGAAUACUAAUGAUAUUUAUGAUACUAUCGAGACAUUUGGUGGUACUGAUAGUCUCUAUGAGAGGAAGGAGGCUACGUUUGGAUAUUCCACUCCUUAUAGUCGGAGAAAGAGGGCGACUCAUCGGCGGCGACAUGGACGACCCAAUCGUUCCAGAAGAGUGGUUCUCAAGAACGGAGAAGAAAACGUACCAGUCAGAAGCAACAUAUCUGCUAAGAGUAUCAAGUAUAUGCGAGAUAUUAUCACUACCAUUAUCAACAGCAAAUGGCGUUUCAUUCUCCUCAUGAUGGUGGCCGCCCACUUCAUCUUCUGGUUCGUGUUCGCCGCCAUCUGGUACGCCGUGGCCUCCUCCUACGCAGAGGACAUCGGAGAUGGGAAGGAGCACUGCGUCACAGGAACCACCUCUUUUGCCGGACUGCUUAUGAUGUCUGUGGAAACUCAGAUGACUAUUGGGUACGGCACACGAUUCCCCAACGAAGAAUGUCCGGAAGCUAUCAUCAUCAUGGUUGCAGAAAUAGUAGCGGGCACGGCCCUGUCGGGCGGUCUCUCCAGUUUGUUGUUCACGAAGCUCAUCAGACCGAACCGGCACGUAUCGUCCGUAGGGUUCAGCAGGAAGGCGGCGAUAUGCCGUCGAGACGGUGAGCUGUGCCUCCAGUUCAGGGUUUGGGACCUGGCUCACGUGCACAUCAUUGGAAGCUCCAUCACUGCUUACAUCCUCAAACCUAUCCGUACCCUGGAAGGCGAGCUAGUCCAGAACUACAUCCAGCAGUUGAAACUGAAGGAGGCGCGCGCCUUCCUGCUGUGGCCCAUCACCAUAGUGCACGUCAUCGACGCCGAGAGCCCGCUCUACGACUUCUCCGCUCAGGAUAUGAUGGACUACAGGUUUGAGAUCGUGGUCUGUUUGACGGGAGCCUCGAAGAGUAUGGGUACCACUACGCAGAGCAGGACCUCGUACUUGUCUAAGGAGAUCAUCUGGGGAUAUAGGUUCAAGAACGUUGUGCAUUAUGACAAAAGGGAAGAAUCUUACAAGAUCGAUGAAGAAAACUUGAACAGCGUAGAGCAAGUCGAGACCCCUCUCUGCAGCGCACGAGACAUGAAGGAGUUCGAAGAGGACCUAAAAACUUCCACCAAUCUCCUCUCGACUCCCAACAUCUCCGUUUCUCCCACCGAUCUCUCUUUACAAGAAGAUUCUUCUACCCUUUCGAAAGUAGGAGAUUCUCUUCCUUCUUCCCCUUCCUUCAAUAGGAAUGCUACACAAAGGAGUUUCGGGUGGAAUUUCAAAAGGUUCCGACCGGAGAAGUAUGUUCAGCAAAUGGAGAAGAGAGACUUCUAGAAGAAUUGUAAAGAAGAUUUAGGUUUAAGGACAUUUAUUGGGUUUCUAGUCUAGAAAAAGCAUUUUUAUUAUACAAAAAUAUCAUUUACGUAGGGAAGAAAUUUGGUGCCUUUAAAGGUUUGAAUUUACAGGAAAAGCCUUGUUAAGAACAUUAAUUUAAGAUGUACAAAUACUUUUAGAAUGGUAAAUUAUGUACAAUUAAGGACAUUGCAUUAUUUAUAAAUCUAUAUUAGUUGUUAGUGAUUAGAUUGCUCAAAACUUUGUUACCAUUAGAUUGACAGUCUGUAUCUUAAAAUGUAUAUACGUCUGUUUAUGAUAAUAUAUAUUUUUAUUCAAG